CAAAAAUUAUUCCAAUUUCUUCAUAUAUAUCUCUAAUUGCUUGCUGAGAUCUCUGUUAUAUUUUCACACCUCUAAGAGGAGAAAUAAAGCACUCUUCUAAACCAUAAUCUCUCUCUUUCCUUCUUUCUAUCUCUAUCUCUUUAAAGUUCCAAUGACUGAAGAAGAGUCUGUGAAAAGAAAAGUGAAACAAGUUGAAGGAGACAUAAAUGAGGCUGAAAAUAUGAGAAAUGGAGGAGUCAAUAAAGGCGCUUGGACUGCAGAAGAAGAUCAAAAAUUGGCUGAAGUUAUUGCCAUUCAUGGUGCAAAAAGGUGGAAGUCCAUUGCAGCCAAAGCAGGUCUCAAUCGGUGUGGGAAGAGUUGCAGACUAAGAUGGCUCAAUUAUCUCAGACCUAACAUUAAGAGAGGCAAUAUAUCAGAUCAAGAAGAAGAUUUGAUUCUCCGGCUCCAUAAACUUCUUGGCAACAGGUGGUCUUUGAUCGCUGGGAGACUGCCAGGGCGAACAGAUAACGAGAUAAAGAACUACUGGAAUUCUCAUUUGAGCAAGAAAAUGAACCAACAGAGUGAAAAAGAAAGUGAAAUUCUCAAAAGAAAAGGGUGUAAAAGAAAAGUAGACACAGAGUCGAGAGAAGAGGAAACAUCUCAAGAAUGUGAAAACAGCUCAAACUUGGAGUAUGAUGUCGAUAACUUGUUUGAUUUUUCCAAUGAGGGACCUGAUUUAGAGUGGAUGAGUAAAUUCCUGUAAUUGGGUAUCAUAAGCAGCAACUAUAAGCUUAGGUUGUUGGUGCACUCUCAUGCAAAUCGUUACUGAUUUAUCUAAAAUUUAAUCGUUUCACUCAUAGCCUUAGCCAAAUAUUUGGUUGCAGAUGAACAGAUUCCUACUAACUUCAUCUUGUGCUAUCUACUCUACCGGCUAUCAUCGACUAACGAAAUCAUAUUCCAAAGAUUGUAAUACUUUACACUUCUCUAGGGAAUCAGCAAGAGACAUCUAGUGCGAAUAUGGUAAUCUCCUAAAUUUAGAGAGAGAGACAGAGAGACAGAGAGACAGAGAGAGAUCUUGUGCUACAUAUAGUAAUCCUCCAAGUUGAGAGAGAGAGAGAGAGAGAGAGAGAGAGAGAGAGGGAGUUUGCUAGUGCACUCAUUAAGAGAGUUUCUAGAUUUUGCCUCAUAAUCCGAUGCUGUGGUGGGGAUAUGAAAAGAAUCAUUCUGAUAGACAAGAAAAACAAAAUGUUCACUUUCUGUCACGAGUUUAGUCCAAAUUUUCAGAUGGUCAGAAUCAGACAAAUAGUGCAGACCAGCAUUCCUCCACCACAUAACACUCAGCCUGAUAUGGUCUUGGUCAGCGUCUAUAUCUUGUCAAUCUUGGAUUUUACCCAAACAAAACAGAUGUGUACAAAUUUACAGCAAAGUUUAAGUACUAAUGUACUUAAUAUACAUAACACCCAGACCAUCGCUCAACUCAUUGUAUUUUUAUGUUUCCUCCAACCUAAACCAUUAAAUUGGCCCCUUUGGAGCUUACUAUUAGAAUUAUAUGUUCCCAGCUAGUUCUUAUCAUGGAGAAAAAAGAAACAAAAAGAUAAUUUG
This is a messenger RNA of Benincasa hispida (wax gourd), 1581 nucleotides long. Its product is annotated as transcription factor MYB114-like. Lineage: Eukaryota; Viridiplantae; Streptophyta; Magnoliopsida; Cucurbitales; Cucurbitaceae. The record is from RefSeq and is a predicted model, not a curated record. Gene Ontology annotation, biological process: cell differentiation; regulation of DNA-templated transcription. Gene Ontology annotation, molecular function: transcription cis-regulatory region binding. Gene Ontology annotation, cellular component: nucleus.